UCCUUGUUCUCAGCUUUGAUGAAGUAUUCGACCAUGACAGGUCUACAAGGUUUAGCGUUCCUCCUUGGUUUCCUGGGAGGGUAUAAGCCGGUUACUUCACAAGUAAUUAAUACAAGUUUGGCAUCACUUUCCUUGGAUGAGCUGGUUAGCGGAUUUCGUUUCCAACAAAUACAGCUUUCCACAACAAUGAUGAAUGCCAGUUAUCACGCGAGACUUCCCGAGAAACUCGCGGCAGCAGAGGCUCGGGAGGCGGAUCAAAGAGAAGCAAAAGCGUCAAGAGCUUACCACGAGGCCAAGACACCGUUCAUUGCCACCACCUCCCGUUACAACCUGGGAUACAUAGGGCGUGGCUACGAUUUGUUUAAGGGGAAUCCCCUCAGUGAUGAUGGUGUCGUUGAUCAAGGAUUCCGUCUCCCAAUAAUGGAGCUGCCCUACACUCACAAGUUCACGGCGGACGGUACAUACAGAAUCCCCGAUAACGUGGACGUGAUUUCUGAAUCUAGUGCUAAAUUUGGAUCUUCCCUCCACACGGUUCAAUCGGAGUCUGACUACAAGAGCAUGCUCAGUGUGGAUGCAUCGGUCAAUGCUCAAGGAGGCGGCUGGGGAGUCAGUGCUAGCUUUAGCGCAAGCGCAUCGUAUCAGAAGAAUACGCGGGAAAUUCAAAAGGGGGAAACAACUUCGCUGAGUGUUGUCAGUCGUGCCGUCGUAUACAGGGCGAGAAUGUCGGAAACUUCAAAGUCGUCAAAGGUUAAUGAUUACUUUGAAAAGGCAGUAAUGUUAUUGCCUAUGGAAAAUUGUGACUCAGGUGCGCUUCAGGAAAUGUAUAUCAACCUUGUUCGGGAAUUUGGAACCCAUUAUACAACGGAAGUUGUUAUGGGUGCUAAGGCAGUGCAACAACUGACCUUCUCAAAAUCAGACUUAUCCAAAUUAGAAUCUGAGGGAAUAAGCGCAAAGGUAGCUGCACAAGCAUCUUUCAGUGGGUUUGGCGCUUCCGGUGGCGGUGGUUUUAGUGUUGGUGUGAGUUCAAAAGAGGAAGCAUUUAAUCGGGUACAGAAUACCAACAAAGAGCAGUAUGAAUACUACAUAGGUGGAAAUCCCCCAUCUGGAGACUUCUCGUCAGGAAGUACCGAGAGUUUACGAGAGUGGGCGAGAUCGGCAGACGAGAAGCCGGUUCCUAUUCAGUAUAAGAUGACGUCAAUAGAUAACUUAUUGAAACCUGGGUAUUUCAAAGACAUAACAUACGGUUUGUUUGAGAGACGUCACUGUUUAAGAUCAGCAAUAUACGCGUAUUGUAAACAGACAUCGUCUCCGUCCUUGUGUAGUCCGCCUGAUGAAGCUUCUCUCGGGUCAAGACGUAAACGUCAAACUGAUAAUGCGCCAGUCGAUGGAAUCAAGUUUGGAGAUUUCAUCAGUCUUAGGAACGAACAAUCCAAAAAAUACUUGUCACUGUCUGGCUCUACUGGUAUCCUGCAAGGAAUUGUUACAAAACCUUUGGUACCAGUUACAACAUUUUCGGAUUACGGCGGUCUUUUUCAAAUCAAGUCCAACGAUGAUGACGCUACCACUGUAGGAACUCCGCUAGAGUAUGGACAGGUCUUCAAACUCGUCACUGUUCAGGGUGAAAAUUUAUUCCUUGGAAGAGCAUUCAUUGAUGACGUAAAAUAUGCGCCGAGUAACAAGCUACAAGAUGCGUUUAAUCUCAAAGAUGGCCGCAAAUAUUUAUCCCCAGGAGAUUUGACAGGAAUGUCUAUAUUCCUAAAGUCUAAAAGGGAUAAACCAUACUUGAUAAGUUUGCAGCUAAAGUGCAGUUAUAGCAAAAACUACAAUGUACAAGUCAAUCUAGAAGGAAAUGAGGGGGCAGUCAAAUUUCAAAUGAGACAAUACUGCAGAUCCUGGUAUAAAUGGUAUCACGCCGCGUUCUCCGACAAGGACAUAGGUGAUCUUCAGCGGGUUCGCUUCAUGGGUACUUCAGGAACAGAACCAAUUAAAGGGAUUCAAGUACGAACAACAAGUCAGAAUGGAAGAAUUCUUAGAUAUCGUAAAACAGGACUUAGCUGUGCUGGAAACGAAGUUAUGUUUUCAAUGAAUAACAAAGAAGAAAAAUCAGCAGAGUAUGAUAUCUACCCUACACAAUUCUCGCUGCUCAGUAAAAACCAUCCGCUAGGAUCUUUUGUUAGACGGCGUGACACUGUUUUUGUAGAAGUUGUGUCUGCCAUCGAAAGGGAAUCAUUUUGGGGGAAACCAGCGACACAUUUACUCUCCCACAAAAACUCCAUGGUGACCAUAGAAGAGAAAACACCUGUGCCUCAUAAGCGAAUUUCAGGUUGUUCUGAGAUAAUUUAUCCUGGAAAUGAAAGACUAAGUGUAAUGACAUCAGUAGAUGGCAAUUAUUUUGUAUCCUUUUCUGUUGAUGUCAUGAUAACAACCAUAACUAUCAAGACCAAGAAAUCCUAUCUGGCUAACCAAUUUAAAGUUGAAUAUAUAGAUCGGAAUAGCUCAAGCUUUCAACAGUUGCAGAAUUACAUACGAAAUCCUAAUUCAGGUUCCACAACUAGUAUGGCGCUCACAUUCCCAAACAUGUACCUGGCAGCUAUUAAAGUUUAUAUUAACAGUGCGGUGGAUUUUACUCAAAAUAUUGGAAGUUUUCUAAUAAGCGGUUGUCCUGCAGCUCUCGUGGAGGAAAGACAACAGGAUACAAGAGCCGAGGAAUGGAAUCUUAAACUCAGUGAGAAUGAGAUACAGACUUAUCCAUACCUCAGUGUUAUCACAACACAGUAUAACGUGUCUAAUUUCGAUGUAAUUUUCGAGAACCUGGAAAGAACUUUCUCCGUCGAUAAUUACAGAGUUGUUGUUCCACUGAUGGCCAACAAAAGAGGCUGUAUGAUAGACGAUGAUUAUAUACAAACAUAUUUGAUGACAACGGAUGAAAUUGAAGGACUUAAGUUUGAGAACACUCGCGUGUCUUCGUCCGAGACAUCGAUCACCGUGACAACGUCGAUAACGGCCAUUAAUAAGAUAAUGUAUGAUCAGAACAUUCCUGCUUUAGACAGCAUUCUACGGAUGGCUGUUCAACAGUUCCCUUGUAAUGAAGGACGGGCAGCACUGUUUGCUUAUCGUCAGUCUUCUGAAGAAUUGGGUAUGUCUACAGUGGCCAUAGCAGUGAUUGCUGUUCUUGCAAUCAUCAUCGCCGCCUUUUUCAUUGUCUUGGGAACCCUUGCAUUUGUACGACAUCGACGAGGGAAGAAUGUUCCACCACCGUCGGACUCGCGACCAAUGGUUGAAGCAAACUGUUACGUGGAUGAGAGUGAACAUACUGAUGUUUUGUAUACUAACAAAGCAUUUGAUGCUCCACAGGAUCGCCUGCAGGCUUCUCCCGCCGUUCCAUCUAGAAGCAGACGACUAACUUAACCAAGUAGCUGCUAAGGAUCUGCGAACACGACUUUAUACCUAUCUUUUCGUCCUCCUUAAAUUCAUUUUCGAUUUGAUUGACUUCAAUAUUUUAUUGUUGGGUUUUUAUGAUUUCUUUUUAUUCUUGAUGUGAAACUACUAAGAUAAACAUUAUGAUCGAAUUUUCAGUUUUGAAUCGCUGUUUAAGUUAAAUAUUUAUUCUUGUUCAGAAUACGCUACGCUACGACACGCUACACAACUAACUUUAUGUAAGCAUUUUUAUAACACUUUUGAAGUUUAUAUCUAUUAGAAAAAUCAUUAUUUUCCAGUUUUAAAUGACUUGAUAUGAGCCUGAUAUUCUAUUUUCUGGGUAGAGUUUUAUUGUCGCAUUGAUUUUAUUAAAACAAAAGUGAGGGUUACUCUGAUAAAAAUGUAACAUUUUUGGGCUGAGAGAUAUGUCUGAUAUUUUGAAUUAGAAAACAAGCAACAAAUUCACCAUAUCUCAUUCCAUUUUGCAUUACUAUGUAUUUGCGUUUGCUCUUUUCAGGAAUUCUUUUUCAGCUUUCAUGUUCAACUAACCAGUAUAUUUCGUACACUUUGAUAAAAAGUUUUUAACCCCACCAUUGUACGUUUCCAAAUCCAUUUUGUGCUUUGUUUUUUUUUUUCUUUUAGUAUGUUAAUUAGAAGAUUUUGAAAUCUUCAAAGUAUAUCAUCUAAUAAUUUACUUCAGUGUCUUGUGAAUCAGUAUGCAAAUUAGCCUUAUAGUACGUCAUCAUGUAAUGCAUUAGCCAUAUUUUGGAAUAUGAAUAAAAAGUCAAGGGGUGACGAAAACAAAAGUAUGAAAUAAUGAAGCUAUAGAUUAAUUAUUCUAAACAAAGACCUUUUAAAGUACUGUAAUACAUACAUAUCAGUGUUGAAUUGUAUAUUAGAAAUGCUUUUAUGACGUGGUCAGUUUUUAAUCGCGAAAAGACAAAUAAUUGAAUAAUUUUAUUUCAUAGAAUACACUAGUAUUUGUUAACAAAGAAAAAACUGUCUGUUCGGUGAUUAGCUAAGCAAGUUGAUCCAUUGUAACGAAUUAUGAUAUUAGCAAUGUUUCGUUAAUUGCGUAUUCGUAUUCAUGUUUGCAUUUCAGUAGUUUUUUCUUUACAAUUUAUUCAUUUUUGUUUGAUUGUUCAGUAUAUACUUAUCGUCAUAAAUAAAAGAAAAAAAAGUA
Magallana angulata is the source of this 4600-nucleotide messenger RNA. RefSeq lists its product as uncharacterized. The coding region runs from base 19 to 3408 and encodes 1129 amino acids. The transcript is spliced from 17 exons. NCBI's taxonomy places the organism in Eukaryota, Metazoa, Mollusca, Bivalvia, Ostreida, Ostreidae. The record is from RefSeq and is a predicted model, not a curated record.